CCCGCUGCCUGCGUCCCUUUCUCUUUCUCUAUCGACUCUCUUGCAUUUGGCCCUGUCGUCCGAGGAGCGUGGAAGAGGCACACACUCAGAGAGAGAGAGAGAGGGGGCUUCCACGGACACGACCUGCAAUUUAAACUCUUUCAGUAGUUGAACAAACAGCGGAGGGAGACUUUUAUCCAGCGCGGUGAGCCAUGCUGAGGCUGAUCUUUCUGGCCGCGCUCGCCGGCUUCUCCCGGGCCAGUGAUGUGCUCGACUACACGGAUGAUGAUUUCGAAAGCAAAAUUGGAGAUCAUGAGAUCAUUCUUGUGGAGUUUUUUGCCCCUUGGUGUGGCCAUUGUAAACGGCUAGCACCUGAGUACGAGGCAGCAGCCACACGUCUGAAAGGCAUCGUCUCUCUGGCCAAGGUUGACUGCACAUCCAACAGCAACACUUGCAGCAAAUAUGGUGUCAGUGGCUACCCAACCCUGAAGAUCUUCAGGGACGGAGAGGAAUCUGGUCCCUACGAUGGUCCCAGAACUGCAGAUGGGAUCGUCAGCUUCCUUAAGAAACAAGCUGGCCCCGCUUCUGUGGAGGUCAAGUCUGAGGCAGAGUUGGCAAAGUACAUCGGAGAUCAAGACGCAAGUGUUGUUGGAUUCUUUGCUGAUGACAAGAGCACAGCACAGGCAGAGUUCCUGAAGGCAGCCAGCGCCUUGAGGGACAACUACCGCUUCGCCCACACCAACUCCGAAGCUCUCCUCCAGGCGCACGGCAUUGAGGGAGAGGGAGUCGUCCUGUUCCGCCCACCUAGACUCAACAAUAAGUUCGAGGACAGCUCCGUCAAAUUCAGCGAGGACAAAUUCACCAGCAGUAAAAUCAAGAGGUUCAUCCAGGACAACAUCUUUGGAAUCUGCCCCCACAUGACGGACGACAACAAAGACCAGCUGAAGGGAAAAGACCUGCUGGUGGCUUAUUACGAUGUUGAUUAUGACAAAAACCCCAAAGGCUCCAACUACUGGAGGAACAGGGUGAUGAAGGUGGCUAAGAGCUUCCUGGAUCAGGGCAAGAAGCUGAACUUCGCUGUGGCCAACAAGAACAUGUUCGGCCACGAUCUGUCUGAGUUCGGCCUGGACGCAAGCUCCGGAGAACUGCCUGUGGUGGCCAUCCGCUCCGCCAAGGGAGACAAAUACGUCAUGUCUGAGGAGUUCUCUCGUGAUGGAAAAGCUCUCGAGCGUUUCCUGCAGAGCUACUUUGACGGCAAGUUGAAGCGUUACCUCAAAUCAGAGCCCAUCCCAGAGAACAACGACGGACCCGUCAAGGUUGUGGUCGCUGAGAACUUCGACUCCAUCGUCAACGACGACAGCAAAGACGCGCUGAUCGAGUUCUACGCUCCGUGGUGCGGACACUGCAAGAACCUGGAGCCCAAAUACAACGAGCUGGGAGAGAAGCUGGCCAGCGAUCCCAACAUUGUCAUUGCCAAGAUGGAUGCCACAGCCAACGAUGUGCCAUCUCCCUAUGAAGUCAGCGGUUUCCCCACAAUCUUCUUUGCCCCAGCCGGACGUAAGAUGAGCCCAAAGAAAUACGAGGGAGGUCGCGAGGUGAGCGACUUCAUCUCCUACCUGAAGAGGGAGGCUUCCAACCCCUUGGUGGUGCAGGAAGAGUCCAAGAAGAAGAAGAAGAAGAAGGACGGCAAAAUAGAGCUAUAAAAGCUCCAGACUGGAACUCAACUUCCCCCCCACCUGCAACAGGAGGAGGAUUAGGGGGAAAUCCAUGCAGAGAAAGAACUAAAUUAUAUUCCACUCUCUUAGUGAACUACCGAAUGCUCUGAAGCCAAGUCGAAAAAGACGCGGCCCUCCCUUUAGGUCCUCCGCUGCUCUGGGAAUACUGUGGAUGGAGGAGAAGUGGUGGCCAGGGCCUGCCCGAUGUUUAAAAACAAAAACAAAUUUUUAGGGAAGAGGGGGGACGGCUUUUGAAAAUUGAGAUUUUUAUUUCCCCUGGUCUGUCUACUACACCUCAGGCUGAUGCACUUUGGUUUGACACCAGUCUCCAGUCAUCUGUCGCUUUUGGUUUUGUUGUUGUCGUCGCGUCACACGGGGUUAUGGUUAUGGUGAAUUCCUCUAUUUUUUUUUUUUCUUUUUUUUUUUUUCUUUUUGUUGUUGUUUUUGUAACAC
Thunnus maccoyii (southern bluefin tuna) is the source of this 2147-nucleotide messenger RNA. RefSeq names its product protein disulfide isomerase family A, member 3 (gene pdia3). Gene Ontology annotation, biological process: response to endoplasmic reticulum stress; protein folding. The record is from RefSeq and is a predicted model, not a curated record. Gene Ontology annotation, cellular component: endoplasmic reticulum; cell surface. Lineage: Eukaryota; Metazoa; Chordata; Actinopteri; Scombriformes; Scombridae. The transcript is spliced from 13 exons. Bases 192 to 1682 code for a protein of 496 amino acids. Gene Ontology annotation, molecular function: protein disulfide isomerase activity.